UAAUGUUCUGAAUAUACUAAAUGCACAAGAAUCAUUUUUAUGAUUGAUAGAUUUAAAAUGAUUAGAACUGAUUGAUAUUGUACUAAGUCCUUACGCAAUGUCCAUUGUACAAUAUACAUGCUCCUUUUUUCAAAUUUUAUAUUAUAUAAUUAAAAAUAACAACAAAAUUGUAACUUAUGCCUGUGCAUAAACCUGAAAAUAAUAAAUUAAAUUAGUACAAUAAUAUACAAUUUUGUAUCAAAUGGUAUUUCUCAAGGUCGCGCCAGGGUUUCUUCAAUUAAGACAAUUUUGGCCAGGGCUUCUUACCCGAAUUCACAAGUUUGCCAAUGUGUGUGAGAAAAUAUACCCAUUUUCUACAAAAAUUUGCCAAUUAGUAAAAAUGAAUGUUGACAAAAGUCAAAACAUGGCAAUCUUCUUCUUUUAGUAUCAAUGAUUAAAGUUUUCAUUUAUCCAAUUGUACAUCAUUCCUGACCAGGCAUUUAAACUUGCAGUGAACCCUGGAUUGUACCGAAAUAUAUUUAUUAUGUAUCAUUGUACUGUACUGUAAACUCUUAUGUUUAUAAACACUUGUUCUUCAGAUGUACAUGUGCAAAGCUUAGGUAAGAAAAAUGUUUCCACCUGCAUUCAUCCCUCGUUCCCGACCUUUGAGGCACUCCGAGGGAGUUGGGCCCCAGGAGUCGAAGUCUCUGGGUCGGGAUCAGCUAAAUCUGGAACGAUAUUUUAAAUCGGAGGAACAGAGAUAUGAGAACAUUCCUCCAAUUCAGGAAGGGAAGUAUUCUGCCAAGGUGUUUAAUGGCCUGGGUAGAAAUGAGUUUACUCUUCCACCUCCAGUACCUGCUGGCAACCACCUGCACCCUCCAAUAAGACCUAGCCAUAAGACUCAUCCCCAUCUCCAGGCUCAUGUUAUACAUUCUCUUCAGAUGUCUCAUCUUCAAACUGCUCGGAACCAUCUGAAUCCCUCAUACAACCUUCUAUCAGCUAAAGGAGGCAUUCAGACUUUGGAACCAGUAUCUUCAGGCUACAAAUCAGUUUCUCCAAGAGGAAGACAUUCUUCCCCCUCCUUCUCCUACCUCCCAUCCUCGCCAUCCAUCCCUUGUUUUCCUCCACCACCCUCUCCCUCCCUUUCUUUCUGUGUUCCUCCCCCCUCCCCUUCCUUAUCCUACUUCAGCAGUAGACCCUCCAAUAGGCCAAGGACCCUCAUAGAAAUACCCAGGCAAGAUUCAGAACCACAGGAAUCCAGACCAACUGGGGAGAAGGAUGAGACCUCAUCCAUGGGAGAAUGUGAUUAUAGACUUGAUUAUAUCAAUGAUAAUAAUCAAGCAUUCUUUGGGGAGGAUUAUUUAAACCUCAAGUCUGCUCAAUACAGUGAAAGUGUUUGUGAGAAUGCUAAUCUAAAACCAUCCUCUCGUCCUAUCACUUUCAGGAGAGUAAGUGUUGCUGAAUCCACUUUGGAUCCGAACUCCAGACCUUUCACUCCAUCAACCAGAGCAGUUACUUCUUCUCUUUCUAAAUCAGAACCAGAAUAUUCUGGUCUUGCGGAUCAUAAUUAUAAUCAGGACUCCUGCUCCAUUGCUUCUGAAGAGUAUAAUUUCCUAUCUGAUCUGGAUCCUUUGCCACAGGAUCCUAGUAGUCUGCUCCCUCUUAAUCUGGUUGAAGAGGAUGCAUACUCUGAGGAUGAGAAUAAUAACAACAACUGCUUACCAAACCUUAAUCUUGGAGCAGCUUCUUCUAGAUCAAACAGGACGGCGGAUAGGUUUCCGCCUCUUGUACCGGAUGCUGCUUGGAAGAUUGGUUGUCUCCGGUCUAAUUUGCUGCCCACACCGGUCAACUUUCCGCCGUUCGGUCAUAGCAAGCUGGAACCUGUAUCUAUCAAAUCAAUCUUUAGCGGAGUUGGUACUGAGAAACCAGUAGACAAUAAUUGUCGUCUUCUAGUUUCAGGAGUUGAGGAAGUGAUUAAGGAUAUUUACAAAAAUAGUUCCCACUAUCAGAUGUUCGGGCCAGCAAGAAGGAUUGGUAAUAAAGCAACCUCUAACCUAUCUGUUCCUGUAGCCCCUCCUCAAACCAUUAAUUUCUCACCAGGGGAUGUUUUUGCUCAGGAUCUAAGUGUACCUGAAGAAUAUCUGGUCUCAUCAGUUCUCCGCCAGAAGAUUAGAACUAUUAAUAUUCGUCAGGAGCACACUGAUCUUCUGUUCUUCCUUUUCUACAGUAGUCCAGGAGAUUGUAUUCAACUAGUCGCUGCUAGUCUUCUCUAUGAGAGGGGCUGGAGGUUUCAUAAACAGAACCGGAUAUGGUUAGCCAGAUGGCCUGGAGUAUCCCCUGACGAGCUGACCAGCCUGCACGAGGUUGGCCUGUAUCAAUAUUUCGAUAUUGUUUCAUGGAAGCGGAUUCCUGCAAGAUUCAGGCUUGAAUAUUGCCAUCUGGCGGAGAAAACUCUAGUUCCUGAAGAUCUGAAAACUCUUUACUCAAGGUAUGCCGGGGUGCUACAUAAUAUUCAGGAUUUGUGCACUCAGACCUUGGAUUUUAACAGGGAAACCACACAGAUCAAUGGACUUUUUCAAGAAAUUGACGGGAUCAAGUUUCUACAGUGUAUCUUGUAGAUCAUAUAUAGAUACAGUUUCUACAGUUUAUCUUGUAUGUCUCCUAUUAACAGUUUCUACAGUGUAUCUUGUAGAUCAUAUAGAUACAGUUUCUACAGUGUAUCUUGUAUGUCUCCUAUUUACAGUUUCUACAGUGUAUCUUGUAUGUCACCUAGAUACAGUUUCUACAGUGUAUCUUGUAGAUCAUAUAUAGAUACAGUUUCUACAGUUUAUUUUAUAUGUCUCCUAUUUACAGUUUCUACAGUGUAUCUUGUAUGUCACCUAGAUACAGUUUCUACAGUGUAUCUUGUAGAUCAUAUAGAUACAGUUUCUACAGUGUAUCUUGUAGAUCAUAUAGAUACAGUUUCUACAGUGUAUCUUGUAGAUCAUAUAGAUACAGUUUCUACAGUGUAUCUUGUAGAUCAUAAAGAUACAGUUUCUACAGUGUAUCUUGUAUGUAACCUAGAUACAGUUUCUACAGUGUAUCUUGUAGAUCAUAAAGAUACAGUUUCUACAGUGUAUCUUGUAUGUCACCUAGAUACAGGUUCUACAGUGUAUCUUAUAGAUCAUAAAGAUACAAAGUCUACAGGGUAUCUUGUAUGUCACCUAGAUACAGUUUCUACAGUAUCUUGUAUAUCUCCUAUCUAGUUUCUACAGUGCACGCAUCUGUUAUAUCGAAAACUUGGAUGCAUGUUGUGAUUUUAAUAAUUCAACUAAUAUACUCGCAAAAAUCAGAUAUAUUUUAUAUUUUCAUUUACGCUCUCAUUUGUUUUUCAUUAGUUUCCACACUCAUUUAUUACAAAAUGUGUUUACCAAGAGCAAUUUUCUUCAAAUAUAAUAAGCAAGUAAACGAAAAUUAAUUUUUAUCAAAACUUUAAAAUGUUACGGUUCAGGUUUGUCUUAUUUACCUUUGAAUUAAUAUCUUGGAAAUUUUUAAUUCAUGACGAAAACACUUUUUGAGGAAUAUAAUAUUUCCAUAUUCAGCCUAGCGGGCAUUUUUACAACCAACUUUUUACCAUAAUUAUUUAGUCAAAUAUAUUGUAAACCAUAUAUUAAAAAAUCUUGAAAUAAAAAUGUUUUAUCACA
Molecule: messenger RNA, 3662 nt
Organism: Eurytemora carolleeae
Lineage: Eukaryota; Metazoa; Arthropoda; Copepoda; Calanoida; Temoridae
Exons: 22
Coding region: 609-2597 (662 amino acids)
Biological process (GO): nuclear-transcribed mRNA poly(A) tail shortening; regulation of stem cell population maintenance; regulation of DNA-templated transcription
Cellular component (GO): CCR4-NOT core complex; P-body
Source: RefSeq, a predicted model, not a curated record